Molecule: messenger RNA, 1679 nt
Organism: Melospiza georgiana
Lineage: Eukaryota; Metazoa; Chordata; Aves; Passeriformes; Passerellidae
Exons: 3
Coding region: 873-1679 (268 amino acids)
Source: RefSeq, a predicted model, not a curated record
UCCUCAGAGCCCUCCGCGUUCCCUCGUAAAUCCAGCCGGGAACGGCGAAAUGAAUCCGCCUAGAAAUGGUGGGAUGGAGCCUAAAUCCCCUGGGGAUGGAGCCUAAGUACCCUUCUACUGAGCCUAAAUCCCCUGGGAUUCAACCAAAACGGCCAAAUCCAGGCGCUUUCCAUGGAUAGGGGCGGUACUGGAAAGGGCGGGCGGUGACGUCACCUCGCCCAACCCCUUUUCCGGCCCCUCCUGAGGCGGCUCUGACUUUUCCCGGCGCCGGCCCCGGGGCCUGUUCUGGGCCAGGGCCGGAGUUGGUGCCGGGGCUCCUUCGCCAGCGGAGCGUCCCCAAGGUGUCCCCAGUGAGCAUGGAGCCCCAAGAGCUGUCCCCAGCCCUGAUGCAGCCAGAGGUCACCGUGGUGGCCAUCCUGGGUGAGCUGCUGGACACCCUGCCCAGCCUGGACGAGAUGACUCUGCUCGUGUCCCCAUUGCACCUGUACUGGGACCUGAUGGACUUCACCAAUGAGCUCCACAACAGCCUGUGCACUGAUGAGACCUGGAGGCACCGCAAUGUCACCUACGAUGAUGAUGACGCUUUCACCUCUGAUGAUGAUGACCCUCCCGCCUCCCUGAGCCAGGCCCUGGCCACCUACAAGAGCACCCAUUGGACCAGCAGGUUUGAUGUGCAAAUGGUGGCCUGAGUGUGGCAGCGGUCAGUGGCCGCAGUCAAGGACAGCUGGGCCCAGCUGGCCAGGACGGCCACCAAGCUCCCCAACGCCUGCAGGGAUUUGGCCACCAAGGCGGCCAACAGGGGAGCCACCGCCACUGCCCGGCCGAGGGAGCUGCAGGCCAAGACUGCCCGUGAUUGGACAGCUCAGGAAAACAUGGUGGAGCUGGGUCAGGCCCUGGGUGGGGAGGAGGGGGCCGAGGUGGUGGCCGGGCAUGGAGCCCAGGUGUGGAGAGAUGCCAUGGUGGCUGCCAGCGAGGCAACAAGGGCCACCAUGGAGAGACAGCGGGUGGAGGCGUCCCUGGGGCUGCUGGAGCGCUUGGUGGCCGCGUGUGACGAAGCCACCGCGUUCCCCCAGGAGCUGCAGCGCCUGCUCAGGGACACCAAAGGCAUCCUGAAGGAGACAAAGAAGCAGUCCCUUAAUGUCCCUGAGGAUUUGGUGGCCAAGGUGGCUGUGGCCGAGUGGCUGUGGGAGGCCAACGCCCGCCUGGCCAAGGAUCACCUGGGGGAGACACUUCAAGAUAUCAUCAACUUCUUGUUCACCGGUGAUCCUGCCAGCCCCAGUGCCUGUGGGAUGGCCGAGCAGUGCCAAAGGGCCAUCGAGGACAUCCCAAGGCUAAUUCGACCCCUGGUGUGUCCCCAAGUUGUCCCCAAGGUGUCCCCAGUGACCAUGGAGCUCCAACAGCUGUCCCCAGCUCUGCUGCAGCCACAGGUCACCGUGGUGGCCACCCUGGGCGAGCUGCUGGACACCCUGCCCAGAUGGGACAAGAUGCUGCCCGUGUCCCUACCGUGUCAGCACUGGAACCUGGAGGAUUUCACCAGGAGCUCCGGGCCACCCUAUACUGCAUUGAUGACAACUUGUGGUGCCACAAUGUCACCUCCAAUGAUGAUGACCCUGUCACCUCCCCGAGCCGGGCCCUGGCCGCCUCCAACAGUACCCCAUAGAGCACCUGGAACCAUGUAA